GUAACAUAGAACGAUCAGCUGUUCAUUCAUACUCCGUCAAGGUGGUCGUGUGUUAGGUUAUUUCAAUAUUAUUAAAUUGCAAUUCGAUUGCAAUGUCGAGGACAAACAGUCAGUGAAUAUUGUGAUCGUUUAGAAUCAAGUUCACAGUGAAAGUGCCGAAACCAAUGAAGACUACAGUGCGUACAUUGUUGUUAUUAUUUUGUUGCGAAAAUUUACUCUGUUCAUAAUCCAAAGCCUGUAUGAUAUACCAAAGUUAUUUAUACAUUAUUGUAACACGAAUAAACUGAAUGGUUUUAAAUAAAUAAGUACUAAUCUUAGUUUUAGUUGCAACCGUUAUGUGGCAUUAAUUGCUUAAUUAAAUAGUAUUAAAAUGAAAAACUCAAGUAACGAAAAGACAGAGAGUGAAUGGGAGAAGGAAAAAUUGGACCCGAAUGCAUGGAACCAGCCACGCCCCAGCCAGCAGUUCAACGUGAUCCGACGGGUGUACCAGCAGGAUGCAUUGAACAAGGAUGCCGACUACCAGUACCCUGAGAAACCCUUGGGCUACCGGUGCAAGAAGGCAGUAAUAGGCUGCGGUUUCGGAGAAUGCCUGUCCAACUCCAUCCCCAUCCUGCGAUGGCUGCCCAAGUACGACUUCAAAGCCAACCUGAUGGGAGACCUGAUAGCUGGCGCCACUACUGCCGUCAUGCACAUACCCCAAGGUAUGGCGUACGCGCUCCUGGCCGAAGUCCCACCGAUCGUGGGGCUGUACAUGGCGUUCUUCCCAGUUCUGGUGUACGUGGUGUUCGGGACAUCGCCCCAUGUAUCCAUGGGGACGUUCGCCGUGGCCUGUCUUAUGGCGGGAAAGGUGGUCACGCAAUACUCAACACACAUUGACCCUGGCAGUGCUAUGAACGCUACAGCUGGUUUACCGACAUCCACAGCAGAAAUGGGUGUCCCUAUAUACAGUCCGCAAGAAGUACUCAGCAUCGUGUGUCUUGCGGUUGGAAUCUUCCAGGUGCUGAUGUGGAUCAUGCGGCUCGGAGCCGUCUCCACGCUGCUCUCAGAAACGCUGGUGUCAGGGUUCACCACGGCCGCCUCCUUCCACGUGCUGGCCUCCCAACUGAAGGACCUGUUCGGACUGAAGCUGCCCAAACUGCCGAGCAAUUACAAAGUUGUUUAUACUGUGAUAGAGAUAUGCAAGAACAUCACGAACGUGAACGUGGCGGCCUUCGUCAUCUCCUUCAUCACCUGCCUCGUCAUCGCGCUAAACAACGAGCUCUUGAAGCCAUGGCUGAGCAAGCGCUGCCGGGUGCCGAUGCCUAUCGAGCUGAUAGCCAUCGUGGUGGGCACGCUGGUGUCGAGGUUCGCAGACCUGAAGCAGGUCUUCGGGAUCGGCCUCAUCGGCUCCAUACCUACUGGCCUGCCAGUACCCCAAGUGCCUCCCGUAGAGCUGUUCCCAACGAUAGCCAUAGAUGCCUUCACGAUCACCAUGGUCACCUACACCAUAUCGAUGUCGAUGUCGCUCAUAUUCGCCGCAAAGGAGAAGUAUGAAGUGGACGCUAACCAAGAACUACUGGCGCUGGGCGCCAGUAACGUGUUUGGAUCCUUCUUCUCAUGUGCACCGAUGUGCGCCAGUUUGUCUCGCUCUUACAUCCAGUAUCAGGCGGGCAGCAAGACAGGCAUAACCUCAGUAGUGAGCUCGCUUCUGAUCCUGUGCGUGCUGCUAUGGGUGGGGCCGUUCUUCGAACUGCUACCGCGGUGUGUGCUCGCUUCUAUCAUCGUGGUGUCGCUUAAAGGCAUGUUUAUGCAAGUCAAGGAGCUGGCCAAAUUCUGGAAGCUCAGCAAGUUAGAUGCAGUGGUGUGGCUGGUCACGUUCCUCAUCACGGUGCUAGUCAACAUUGAUAUUGGACUAGGAGCUGGUCUGCUAGCCAGCGUGGGAGCCCUAUUCUGUCGGUCGCAGAAGCCCUACACGUGUCUGCUAGGCCGUGUGCUUGACACAGACCUGUAUCUGGACACCAAGCGGUACAGAGCCGCUGAAGAGUUACCAGGCGUGAAAAUCUUCCACUACUGCGGCGGCUUGAACUUUGCCAGCAAGAACUUGUUCAGGGAGACCCUCUUCCGCAAGAUCGGCUACCUGAAGCCGACGGAGGUGGUGCCCGAUGACGACAACAACCUUACGAAAAGUGACUCGUACGAGUGGGACCCCACUAUUGGGCAUCGGGUCCAAUGCGUGAUAAUCGACGCAACGGCGCUGUCGUACGUGGACGCGCCGGGAGUGAAGACGCUGGUGGCUGUGCAGCGAGAGCUGGUCUCCAGCAACAUCACUGUUCUUCUGGCUGGGGCUAACGGUCCAGUAUUAGAGAUGAUAUCGAAAUUCAACUCGCUGGAAGCUGACAGACUACAACUAGACACCUUCCCAACCGUCCACGAUGCAGUGGUUUACUACAAACUAGUUGAAGCGAAGAAGCACGAAAUAGCUGUCACGGUGACAGCGUGAUACCUGUCAUUAUGACAGAAGUUGGCAGAUUGCGCACGCGACGUUUUACGUGUAAGUGCGGUAGUUGGUGCCAAUAACUUUUGUCGUUUGAAGUAUGUUCAAAUAAAAUGAAAGUGCUUGAAGUAGAAUAGUACAGUAAAUUUUAACCUGCAGCAAAAUAACGACCCAAAUGGAUUUUGAAACUGGGUUUUGUUUUAAAAUUGAUUUUUCAAAAAAUGCCACGCCAGAAACUGCGACGUAAUGCCACGAUAUUUGUGGCAUGGUACAUUGUUUCAGUGACUGCUCGCUACGAUUUAUGUCAUAUCGUAUGAAUGGCACUCUAUCUUAUUUUUAACGAUAAAUGUGUCUGUUAUGUUAAUCUAAAAUCGAUAAAAUUCCACGAUUAUAUCGUGGUCUUUACACUAAAGCUUCAACCACACCUACGCGUGCCGGCGCGAUCAUAGGCCUGUCAUGGGUCACGCGACCUGUCAUUUC
Messenger RNA from Ostrinia furnacalis (Asian corn borer), 2953 nucleotides. It is a transcript of the gene Prestin, whose product is annotated as solute carrier family 26 member prestin. The coding region runs from base 371 to 2479 and encodes 702 amino acids. Lineage: Eukaryota; Metazoa; Arthropoda; Insecta; Lepidoptera; Crambidae. The record is from RefSeq and is a predicted model, not a curated record. Gene Ontology annotation, biological process: transmembrane transport. The transcript has 18 exons. Gene Ontology annotation, cellular component: membrane.